Lichtheimia ornata is the source of this 1377-nucleotide messenger RNA. RefSeq lists its product as uncharacterized. The coding region runs from base 1 to 1377 and encodes 458 amino acids. The transcript has a single exon. Gene Ontology annotation, biological process: DNA integration. Gene Ontology annotation, molecular function: nucleic acid binding. Lineage: Eukaryota; Fungi; Mucoromycota; Mucoromycetes; Mucorales; Lichtheimiaceae. The record is from RefSeq and is a predicted model, not a curated record.
AUGCCGACAUACAAAGUACCAACCGAUGUCUUGACACCUCCUGAAGAGGAUCGUCCCAAAGAAUUGGAAGAUGCACACCACGAAAUCGGCCAUGCUGGAGCUGAGCAUAUAGUGAGAUACCUUCAACACACAAAAGGAAUGCACUGGAACACCAUUUUGCAAGAUGCGGUAGAACUCGUAAAGUCAUGCCCUGGUUGCCAAAAGUUCAACAUCGCGAAAAAAGGCUUCCAUCCCUUGCGACCCAUCUAUUCAUACAUACCAGGAGACCACUGGGCGAUCGAUCUUGCCACGUUUGAUACAUCAACCUCUGGCAAUAACUUCAUGUUAGUAAUGGUCGACGUAUGCACUCGCUUUUGUAUUCUCAGAGCCAUACCUGAUAAAUCUGCUGAUACACUUGUAAGAACAAUGAAACAAAUCUUUUGCGAUUUCGGAAUACCACGAGUCAUCCAAUCUGAUAAUGGAACCGAAUUCAAGAACUCCCUCAUGAAGAAGCUUGUGAAUAGCUUGGGUAUCAACCACAGGCUCACCACACCAUACCAUCCACGAGCAAACGGUACAGCUGAACGCUGGGUACAAUCGGCCGUACAGGUCAUUAAAAAGAAGCUUGAAGGUGCUAGCCGUGAUUGGGACUAUCACGUACCUCUCACACAGUUGCAGCUGAACAUGCGUAUAUCGAAACGCUUGCAAUCGUCGCCUUUCUCGCUCAUGUACGCUCGUGACGUGAACGCAUUCCGUGACUAUCGCAAAGAUACAUCGACACCUGCUACUCCCAUGUCGUACGAAGAACUCGUCAAUCGACUCGAGCACAUGCAGAAGGUUGUGUUUCCAGCUUUGAAAGAAAGAACGGACGCGUACGUAAAAAAUCAAAAGGAGCAAUUUGAUUCCACGCACCAGCUCACGAGUUUUCCCGAGCAAAGUCACGUCAUGGCUAAAGUGCAUACACGUGGUAGCAAACUUGCACCUGUAUACGAAGGUCCAUACACUGUCUUACACAAAACCGAAGGUGGCUCAUACAUCUUACAAGAUGAAACCGGUGCUUUAAUGCCACGCGAUUAUGCCCCUUCUGAACUCAAGUUGAUUUCCGUUAAGGAUGUUGUAUCAACCGAUGACUUAUAUGAAGUCCAAGCUAUCAUCGAUCAUCGAGGCGAUGAAGGCCACCGUGAAUAUCUGGUACGAUGGAAGGGCUAUACCCCUGAAGAUGAUACAUGGCAACUACCAGAGGACUUCACUGAUCCUGAUUUCAUCCAGCAAUACUGGAAACGACGUGGUGAAAAGCAACACGAUGUUGCUCACAAUACCAAACGUGCUACGUCAUACAAACGCAAAGCACGUGGCCAAAGCACAGGCCAACGUCGAUCCAAACGCAACAAGCAAUAA